GAACCUAAUCACAUGCAUACUUCCACCUUUUUAACUCCACUCAUGGAGUACUUUUGCUUUCCCUUUAUAUGGUGGUGAGCUUUGGAGGCAAGCUGAAGGAUGUCGCAGUGGGGAUGACCGAGUACAUGAGAGAAAGAGGGGGCGACUUCUUACGCCCCCAGCUCUUGUUUGCCUUGCCAUUCUCCACCCGCCGGAACACGACCUGGGCAACCAUCAGGGGCUGGAAGAUCCCUGACUUUUAUGAGGUGACUGGCAGAAGGGAACAAAGGGUGAAAAAGAUGAGAUUGAUCAAGGCUUAUGGUUGGGUUAUGUGCAUCAGUGACCAGCUCCCCAAACUGGGGUUGAAUGGUCUGGGCACUAUGGGGUUUGAAGACAUGUUGACAACCAAAGAGAUGGGCUUCAUGGAGUUGGGUGCUGGGGGGUAUGCUCUGUGUUUGCUUAGACACACAAUAAAGUCUGAGAUGAGAGUUGGGUUUGGGUCAAGUUCAGAGCACUUCUACACUACUGACUUCCCACUCACUAGAUCCAGUGUAAAGUUUGAUGGUGGAGAAGAGUCUGCUCUUGUUGUGGAGGAGAGCAUUCUCAUAAAUCAGUUGGACUUUUAAUUUACUAUUUGAGAAGUGGUUCCUAAUGGAUUCUUGUUGUUUCUAACUAAAUUAUUCUGUUUUUUUUAACUUAGUAAAUUAUACGGAGUAAUUUAAAAUUUAGAAGAAAAAAAUGAUUAGUAUCAGAAUUGGAUCGAGAAUCGUCCGGGAGCCAGUCUGCAUUGUCACUGAUUAACGUACCCUUCGCCUGUACUGAGAAUUGAAGAAAAUCCUCUUGAGGUA
Molecule: messenger RNA, 827 nt
Organism: Cuscuta campestris
Lineage: Eukaryota; Viridiplantae; Streptophyta; Magnoliopsida; Solanales; Convolvulaceae
Source: the annotation of a GenBank genome assembly